AUGGGAGGUAAAACGUCAAAGGGACAAAGUUCUGGCGAUAAAGAAGGGAAAACGAAUGAAGCUCUGCAAGAUCUUACAAAAAAUAAAAAAUGGGUCCAACAAAUGAAAGAGUAUUUUGACGCCGUCGACUUAAACAAGAAUGGGUAUACCUCACAGUUGAGGAGAUUUUACAAUGGUCAGACAACAUGAAAGAAUUAUGUAGUCAGAUUACCCAAGAAGAAUGUGAAAACUUGAAGAAGUGUUUGAAGAUUUUUAUGGAGCGGCUGGUCUCCUGCCUGGAAAACAAGUCACGAAAGAAGAAUUUCUCGAGGGCGUGAGUCAUCUUAGCGUAGCCGAGCUUGAGAAGAAGAAGCUUGGUGAGGAGACUUUGAUGGAAAGUCUUUGUAAUGCCUUUUAUAAAGCGAUGGAUCGUAAUGAUGAUGGUAAAAUCACAGUGAAUGAAGUUAAAACUAUCAUGAAAGCUUGUAAUAUGACGGAAGAGAAAGCUGAGAAAUGGUUUAAUUUAGCAGAUAAAAAUAAAAAUGGCGUUGUUGAGACUCAUGAGUUGACUAAUGCUGAGUUUGAGUCUUGGUUCUGUCCCGAACCAGAGGAAGAUAACACUGAAUAG
Paramuricea clavata is the source of this 607-nucleotide messenger RNA. Lineage: Eukaryota; Metazoa; Cnidaria; Anthozoa; Malacalcyonacea; Plexauridae. The record is from the annotation of a GenBank genome assembly.